AUGGGACAGAGAGUUGAUCUUUGGUCUGAGAUAAUUAAAUCAGAAGAACAAGACGGAGAUACAUUCAGAGAUAUACCUAAGGUCGAAGUAUAUCAGAGAAGAAAGAAACUUGAGAAGCCCUCCAAAGCUGCAGACUCAGGGAGAGAGAGUAUUGCGGUGGGCGCUUACGUCAACAAUCAGCCUGACAAGAAGCCACCCAGGAGGAAAAAUCCCGCUAUCCCAAAGGGAAAAGUUGUUAAAGCUCCAGACUUCCAGAAAGAAAAGGAUUACUUUCAUGAGGUUGAUGCUUUUGAGCUUCUAGAAGAGAGUCCCUCUCCCAAGACCAAGAAUUCUAGUACAUGGACCAUGGGUGAACAAGUUGUUCCUGAGGUGCCACAUCUGUCCACAAGAUUAGAAAAAUGGCUCAUCUCGAAGAAGUUGAAUCUUGCUUGUGGGCCUUCGAGCACACUCUCUAAGAUACUUGAAAACUCAAACUCAGUCACACGCCUGGAGCCAAUAUAUGAUGAUGAUUCAUUUGAUCCAUUGACUCUAAAAACCCCGGAAAAUUCUUCUGCUAGCGACACUCCACUUUUCCGGCUCAUCCCGAGUGAAGAAUGCUUAGAUGCCGAAGAUAUGCCUGUUAGAAAAAUCAAGGUGGAAGAAAUCGACCUUGAAGAUGAGCUGAAACGACUGUCUUUGACGUCUGAUCUGACCUCCACUCAUCUAGAUUUUACCAAGCCGUUACGUGAUCUCUUGUCCGCCUGUGGCCAGGUGCAACCAUCAAACUUCGUGGAAGCAUUUUCUAAAUUCUGUGAACCAGAAAGCAUUGUCAAGAUUGGUGAAGGUACAUAUGGGGAGGCUUUUCGGGCUGGUCAUAGUGUCUGUAAAAUAGUUCCAAUAGAUGGAGACUUCAGGGUUAAUGGAGAAAUACAGAAGAGAGCUGACGAACUGCUCGAGGAAGUGAUUCUCUCAUGGACUCUUAAUCAACUUAGAGAAUGUGAGACUGAAACUCAGAAUUCGUGCCCCACGUUCAUAAAAACUCAAGAUUUAAAAGUAUGCCAAGGUCCCUAUGACCCGGUACUGAUAAAAGCAUGGGAAGAAUGGGAUGCAAAAAAUGGCUCUGAGAAUGAUCACCCAGAUUUUCCGGAGAAACAAUGUUAUGUCAUGUUUGUUCUGGAACAUGGUGGGAAAGAUCUUGAAAGCUUCGUACUUUUGAAUUUUGAUGAAGCACGGAGCUUAUUGGUGCAGGUUAUGGCUGGCCUAGCAAUUGCUGAAGCUGCUUUUGAGUUCGAGCACCGAGACCUGCACUGGGGAAACAUUCUUCUGAGUCGUAAUGACUCGAGUACUCUGCCUUUUAUUCUCGAGGGGAAACAAGUUUUCAUCAAAACUUUUGGAGUACAGAUAUCCAUAAUUGACUUUACUCUUUCAAGAAUCAAUACAGGUGAAAAGAUACUCUUUCUUGACCUUACCUCUGAUCCAUACCUUUUCAAAGGACCAAAAGGAGAUAAACAAUCGGAAACUUACAGAAAGAUGAAGGCGGUUACUGAAGAUUGCUGGGAAGGACAGUAA
Molecule: messenger RNA, 1548 nt
Organism: Thlaspi arvense
Lineage: Eukaryota; Viridiplantae; Streptophyta; Magnoliopsida; Brassicales; Brassicaceae
Source: the annotation of a GenBank genome assembly